Molecule: messenger RNA, 5668 nt
Organism: Gregarina niphandrodes
Lineage: Eukaryota; Apicomplexa; Conoidasida; Eugregarinorida; Gregarinidae
Exons: 1
Source: RefSeq, a predicted model, not a curated record
UCGAGGUGGACCCGAAGGCCGAGCUGGCCAUGGAGGUCGAGAUGGUCCCAGAGGGAGAAAGGAUAUCGGUGGACGAGAUAAUCUUAGGGAUCCAGAUGAUCUUGGGGAUCGAGAUGGUCCUCGUGGGCACGGUGGUCCGGGGCGUCGAGACCCCACGAACCGAGAUGGUUUGGGUGGCUGGCAAGGUGUUGACGGCCGGAGUGAUCCUGGGGCAAGCCUAGGGGCCUUGGAAAACAAUAAAGGCCGAGACGUUCCUCGGAGUCGAGGUGAGCCUGGAGGCCGAGCUGGUCAUGGAGAUCGAGACGGUCCUGGAGGUCGAUUCAGUCCUGGAGGUCGAGACGGUCCUGGAGGUCGAGACGGCCCUGGAUGCGGGGAAGAUAUCGGUGAACGAGACAGUCUUAGGCACCCAGAUGGGCUUGGGGAUCCAGAUAGUCUUGAGGAUCGAGAUGGUCCUCAGGGUCGCAGUGUUGUUGGGCAUCGAGACCCCUGCUGGCAAGGCCCUGAUGACCGGAGUGAUCUUGGGCCAAGUCUAGAGGCCUCGGAAGACGAUAAUGGCCGAGACGUUCCUAGGUGUCGAGGUGAGACUGGAGGCCGAGCUGGUCAUGGAGGUCAAGACGGUCCCGGAGGCGGAGAGGAUAUCGGUGGACGAAACAGUCUUGGGGAUCCAUCCGGCCUUGAGGAUCGAGAUGGUGCUCGGGGUCGUAAUGGUCCUGGGCGUCGAAACCGCGCGAACCGAGAUGGUUUGGGUGGCUGGCAAGGUGUUGAUGACCGGAGUGAUCCUGGGGCAAGCCUAGGGGCCUUGGAAGACGAUAAAGGCCGAGACGUUCCUCGGCGUCGAGGUGAGCCUGGAGGCCGAGCUGGUCAUGGAGAUCGAGCCGGUCCUAGAGGUCGAGACGGUCCUGGAGGUCGAGACGGUCGAGACGGUCCAGGAGGUCGAGACGGUCCUGGAGGUCGAGACGGCCCUGGAUGCGGGAAAGCUAUCGGUGAACAAGACAGUCUUAGGCACCCAGAAGGGCUUGGGGAUCCAGAUAGUCUUGAGGUUCGAGAUGGUCCUCGGGGUCGCAGUGGUGUUGGGCGUCGAGACCCCACCUGGCAAGAUCCUGAUGACCGAAAUGCUCUUGGGCCGAGCCUAGGACCCUUGGAAGGUGCUAAAGGCCGAGACGUUCCUGAGGGCCGAGAUCGUCCUGGAGGCCGAACUGGUCGUGGAGACCGACACGGCCCUGAAGGCGGACAAGAUAUGGGUGGACGAAACAGUCUUGGGGAUCCAGCUGGCCUUGAGUAUCAAGGCGGUCCUCGGGGUCCCAAUGGUCCUGGGCGUCGAGACUCCACAAACCGAGAUGGUUUGGGUGAUGAUGCUGGGGACGGAGAAGAUAUCGGUGGACGAAACAGUCUUGAGGAACGAGAUCCUGCAGAUCGAGAUGGUGCCUGGAAAGGUCUUGAUGACCGAGUUGGUCCUGAGCGGUGCCUAGACGAAUCGGGGGCUCAGGAAGUCCAUAAAGGCCGAGAUGUUCCUGAAGGUCCGCCUCGACCUGGAACACGGAACAACCCUGGAUGUCGAGGUGGCCGUGGAGAUCAGGGCGGCCGUGGAGGCGAAGGAGAUCUUGAUAGACCGGACCGUCUUGGGGAUCGAGAUGGCCUUGGGCAUCACAAUGGUCCGGGUCACCGAGGUCCUGGAGAUCGAGAUGGUUCUGGUGCUGGAAAAGGCCCUUAUUACCGAAGUGGUCCUGGAUUAAUCUUAAGCGGAUCGAGGGCCUGGAAAGGCCACAGCGGUCCAGAUGUUGCUGAGGGUCGAGGUGGAUCUGGGUCUCGUGACGGUCUCGGAGGCCGAGCUGGUAAAGGAGGUCAAGACCGUCCUGUAGACGGAGAGGAUUUCGGUGGACGAGAUAGCCUUGGGGAUCGAGACGGUUCGCGACAUCGAGGUCCUGCAGCAGGUCUGAACGGUGCGGGAGUCUCAGGUGGUCUGGGUACGGGAUCCAAGUGCCAGAAAGGUCUGGAUAGUCACGGGGGCCGUGAUCGACAUAUGGACGGCCUUUCGUUCUGUCGUGACCAUGAAUCUGCCGCAACUGACGAGACGGUGUCGGUGUCAGAGAACGCCUCUAGCCACCAAGCCAGUCGCCAGAAGAACGCCCCUAAGAAGGGGCGCCACCAUGGAGAUACCCUGGAAGGGGACGGCCCGGAAGGAGACGAGCUGAAGAGAGACGACUUGGGGAUAGAAGACCAGGAGAGAGACGACUUGGGGAGAGACGACUUGGGGAGAGACGACUUGGGGAGAGACGACUUGUGUGAAGCCAGCCUGGAAGAUCAGGAUGGGUCAGGCUGCGAGGGGUCGGGACCGUGUCAAUUCGCGGACUCGGGGAGAGAUGCUCCCAAGGGCCGGUCUGGGAUGGGCGGUCACGUCGACAGCUCUACUGAUGGUGUAGGUUCUAAACAUCUCGUUUGGCGGGGCCCUACAACUCAACCCAGUAAGCGCGGUAAGCUCUGUUCGGGGUCCUCCUCUUUUGGUUCAGGAGCGAGCCCAUCACUUAGUUCAGGGCUUAGCUCAGGACUUAGCUGGGGUCCCGGGUGGGGAAGGCGGCCAGGCGGUCAGCCGAGAUCCUUCGUUAGCGGAUCACAACCUGUUGGGGGUGGAGAUCCGCGGCUGUACGGCCGCCACGAGCCGGUCUCGGGGAGCACGAGCGUGGCACCGGGGAAGGAUAUCCCUGUUUCACCUGACUCCUCCUCGGAGCAUAACUAUCUCUUGGCCCCACGAACAAAAGGGGCGGUGGCCGAAGAGACCGUGGACGACGAGGCCGUGGCCGAAGAGGCCUUGACCGAGGAGGAGGUAGCCGAAGAGGCCCCCACCGAAGAGGAGGUAGCCGACGAGAGGGUAGCCAAGGAGGCGGUGGCAAAGGCCCCAGGGAGAAGCAAGACCGGGAGUGACAGAAGCAAGCUUGGGAGCGACAGAAGCAAGCCCGAGAAUGAGUUGGCGGAGGGACAGACACGCAGGGACGGCAUGGCAGCGGCUGGCUCGGGUUCGGACAUGGCAGAUAACGUCUCCUUUGUAUCUGGCACGUACUCUGUUCUCGAUGCGAAUGGCAAAAGAACGGACGGCGGAACGGAGCGCACAGGAGCGAGUGGAUUGCCUAUCGAGAAUGGUCCGAGCGAGAGUAUUACGGGUGAGAGUGCUCGUCGUGAGGAGACGGGGCGAAAGCCGGGGCAUAGCGGGGGUCGUUCGGGUCACGGCCGCAGCCUGGUGCGCGAUUUGGGCCCAAGCCGUGAGGAGUCCAGGUCCCGUCGGAGUUUGCUUGAAGACCCGCUCGACUACCGACCCUCUCGGAAGCACGGCGACCACCGCGGAACGCUGCAAGAAAAAUGCCCUGGUGCAGACGCGAAGGCGAACGUGCUGGUCUCUGUGAACGCCAGCAGCUACCUCUACCAAGGACCGAUAAUCAGCAACGUUACCACGACCGCAGACGCACGGAGCCGCGCGGCCGAGACCUCUUCCUCCAGCGGGGACCCGCUACAAAGCAACCCCCUUCAAAGCAACGCAGCUUUCCCCGUAGAACCGCUGACUUCUUCCGACGCAUUCCCCCGCCCUUCCUAUCCCGACGCAUUGCCCCGCCCCUACCCGUACCUGACCUCCCCCUACAUGACCUCCCCCCCGUACCUGGACCCACAAAACGCAAACGGCCCUACCGCGGCUCUUCUUAACGCGGUUCCUCCCAACCCGGCUCUUCCCAAUGCGCUGGCUGCUCCAUAUAGGACUGCUCCAGGUGAAACUGCUCCGGGUGCGCUUGCUCCAGGUAGGACUGUUCCAAUCGCGGCCCCGCCUCAUCGGACACCGCCAGAACCCCCGCUGCCGCCAGGCUCGGGCGCUCCCGGGAGCGUACCGGAGGAGUUACGCGGCGAACGGCCGCCGUUCAUCCCACAGCCGGCGAAUGCGGCAUCUCAAUUGAACGUGACGCUGUCGUCAUUGCCGCCAGUUGUCAUAGCCCCCAUGAACGAAUUCGCGCCUGUCUUCGCCCCAACCAACAAUUAUAACCCUGACCCCGGGUUCGAUUCCGGCCUUGACCCCGGCGGCCCUGCCCCCGGCUUUACUCGCGAAACAGACCCCUACCGACCGGCGAAAGAUUAUACGCGAGGGAGAAGACACCCAGAGAGAAACAAACACCCGAAGGAGGCACAGGACGCCGCGCAGUAUGCAGGUGGCCCGUGGACGGGCGACGACCCGCCGCCAGCGCCGAUUUGGAACCGACCAGCUCCGUCGCUCCGAGACGCAUCGGACGACGAGACCAGUCAGAACGGACCAGAUGUGUUCGACUACCGGGAGGCACCGCAUUGGAAGAGGCCAGACCGAGAGAGGCCGGACGGAGAGAAACUGGACAGCGACGACGAACCAUUGCCGGUUCCGACGGCCUUGAACCUUGCUUCUGAAGGGGAUCGAGGGGUGGGGUCUGGACCCUUCGACGACGCCUUCCCGACGACGGAUUUACCGGUGCGAACUGGCCCUAAUGCAAGACACAGUUUGGAGAUGCCCCGGUCGGAGUACGAGGACCUGGACGCAAGUCCGGGUCACCGGAGCGACGGCAGACCCCAAUGGCGGUCGGCGGCAGACGCGGAACCUCGGGGUCGCCGAGGAUGGCAGGACCCGGGAUUCGAACCCAGGACCGAGGGCUACCGGGACGACCGUCCGUCUCGGAGACGCACAUCAGUCGGCCGCGAUUCCAGCCGUGACUCGAUCGGCCGCGUACGCCGUCCAGACGAUGGACGUGUGCAUACUCUGGAACACGGAGAAUCUGUUGGCAGAGGUUCUCUCGGUAGGGGAAGGGCCUCCGGGGCGAGAGACUCGGGGGCUGGGGGCUCCGGUUCAAGAGAGGAAUCCGACGGGAGACAAGCACGACGGCGGUACAGCAACCGCGGUGUGCCGAACAGUGAGGAUGGUCGCCCCCAACUGAAGGACUUCCCCGUCACCAGCGACCCCGGAAUCAACCAUCCCUCCUAUCCCGACCGACCCCACCCCGACCGGCCCUAUCCCGACCGGCCCUAUCCCGACCGACCCUAUCCCGACCGGUCCUAUCCCGACCGGCCCUAUCAUGACCGUCCCUAUCCUGCCCGUCCGUAUCCUGACCGUCCCUAUUCUGACCGUCCGUAUCCCGACCCUCACAGUCGAGACCCUUACUAUCGAGACCUCAACGAUCGUGACCGCAGUCCUUGGAAUCGCGACCGCAGUCCUUGGAAUCGCGACCGCAGUCCUUGGAAUCGCGACCGCAGUUCCCGGGACCGCAGUCCUCGAGCCCGCAGUCCUCGGGAUCCGGAGCGCGCCCCGUGGGCUGGGGCGGACGGCUAUGCAAUAGAGCCGGUAUCGACUGGACCGCCCAUCCGUAGUCGCAACAGCGAGGCAGGCUUGGACUCGAGGCACUCUGUUGAUUCGGGUCGUCUGCACAGUAACGGGCCGUGGCAUCACAUUGCGUCGGAGGACGCGGACAACGCCUUGAUGAGUAACCUCGACACUGAAGUUCCCAGCAUUACAGUUUCCAGCAUUUCAGUUUCCAGCAUUGCAGUUUCCAGCGUUGCAGUUUCCAGCAUUGCGGUUUCCAGCACUGAAGUUCCCAGCACUCAAGUUCCCAGCACUCAAGUUCCCUGCACUGGAGUUCCCAGCCCGACACUGGGCAGUAUGGAGAUAGAGUAG